CUGUGACGCCGGUGAGUGAGUGACGAGGAAGAGGUCGACACCGCCGGCCGGAAUCGUACGUCGACGUGGGGCAGGCAAUGCUAAUGAUCUGGCAUGAGACGUCGUCGGCGGCGCCGCCGGCGUGGUGGUUCGUCUCGCUGGCCUUCCUCGGCGCGGCCUACGCCGCCGCGCUCACGCUGCGGGUCCUCGCCUACCUCGCACUGUGUGUUCGCCGCCCCAGGGACCUCCGCCGCCGCUACGGCGCGUGGGCCGUCGUCACCGGGCCGACGUCGGGGAUCGGCCGCGCCGUGGCGCUGGAGCUUGCGCGGCGUGGCGUCAACCUCGUGCUCGUCGACCUCGACGCCGCCAACCUCGAGGAGAUCGCCGGCACGAUCAGGUCCCGGCACGGGGUGCGGACCAAGGCCGUGGUGUUCGACCUCUCGCUCGUCUCCACCGCCAAGGGGGACGAGCCGCUGCGGCGGCUGCGGGAGGCCGUGGAGGGGCUGGACGUCGGGGUGCUGGUGAACAACGCCGGCGUGGGGAGGCCCGGCAUGAUGUUCCUGCACGAGGCCGACGUGGAGGCGUGGGUGAGGAUGAUGCGGGUGAACCUGUGGGCGGUGACGGAGGUGACGGCGGCGGUGCUGCCGGGGAUGGUGGAGCGGGGGCGGGGCGCCGUCGUCAACAUCGGCUCGGCGUCGUCGGAGGCCAUGCCCUCCUUCCCCCUCUGCACCAUGUACGGUGCCACCAAACGGUAUGUUGCCAAGUUCUCCCGAAGCCUACACGUCGAGUACGCAAGUAAAGGGAUCCAUGUGCAAUGCCAGGCGCCCUUCUUCGUGGCGACGAGGAUGGUGGCAGGCCUGGACGAGGACAUGCGGCUGUCGCCGUUCACGGUGAGCCCGGACGCCUACGCGCGUGCGGCGGUGGGAUGGAUCGGCCACGGCGGCGCGCUGUGCUCGCCGAGCGUCCGGCACCGGCUGCUGUGGUGCCUCACCGCCGCCGUGCCGGAGUCCGUCCUCGACUGGUUCGUCCUGCGCAGCCACCUGGCGAUCAGCAAGCUGCCAAAGCGCAUCGAAGCAUGGGAAUGAGCUACUCUAUCUCUUGCCGUGGAACUGUGCAUCAAAGUUUAUAUUAUAAGAUUUCUUGGGGUUAUCUAGAUUCAACCAUGCAUGUAUCAAUGUUCAUGUUUGGUAUAUGUGUCUAAAUGUAUUAGCGUAUGUAUAAAUCUAUGCAAGGCCAGAAAAUCUUAAGAUGUAACAGAUAUAAUAUCUAUUAUUUUGAACUGGUUAGCCUUUGCAUUAGUAAACAAUAAAAGUGAGCAACAUUGUACUAGUAUACAAUAGUGUACGAUGGAUGUCGUUGUUCCAUCGGAAUAUACAGGGGAUGUCUGGUUCAUUUGUUCACUUUACCACACAACACGUUAGCCAUGCCACAGUUUUAUGUGUUUGUUUUG
Molecule: messenger RNA, 1429 nt
Organism: Oryza brachyantha (malo sina)
Lineage: Eukaryota; Viridiplantae; Streptophyta; Magnoliopsida; Poales; Poaceae
Product: very-long-chain 3-oxoacyl-CoA reductase 1-like
Exons: 3
Coding region: 78-1064 (328 amino acids)
Cellular component (GO): endoplasmic reticulum
Molecular function (GO): ketoreductase activity
Source: RefSeq, a predicted model, not a curated record